CUGUCAUGUCGAUCUACUCCAAUUACUUGUAAAAAAGACCGAUAUAGGUCUUUUGAUGGUACAUGUAAUAAUUUAGAAAACCCUUUUUGGGGUGCAGCGAAAGAACCCUAUGCGGAAUUAGUCAAUAAUAGCUAUGCAGAUGGUGUUCACAAAUUUCCUGAAACAUCAAAUAAUGAACAAUUACCAAAUCCCCGUGCGAUAAGUCUACUUGUUUUUCCAGACAAAAAUAUUAUUGAUUAUAAAUGGAACCUCAAUACAAUGCAGUGGGGUCAAAUAAUUACCCACGACAUGUCUUUCAGUGGUAGAACUACACUUAUCAAUAAUAAUCCUGUGACAUGCUGUGAUAGCGAAGGCCAACUGACAUCCGAAUCUGGUAAUAACCCUUUCUGCGCGCCUAUAAUCAUUCCUGAGAACGAUUUUGUCAACAAAGCAGAUGGAAGGGAAUGUAUGGAAUUUGUGAGAACUGUUUCAACAAAGGAUAUUGAUUGCACUUCAUCAAAAUCGCCCUCUUUUCCGAUAAAUGAAGUCACCUCCUACCUGGACCUCUCUUUGACAUAUGGUAAUAGUAAGAAACAAGCUGACUCAUUGCGUGAAGGUCGAGGGGGCCGCUUAAAAGUAAUUAAACGUAAUGGCGGAACGUGGCCACCUCAGGCGGCUAAUGUACUGCAGAUCUGUUCCGGAGCAACCACCGCUGAUGAACCAUGCUACGUAGCUGGUGAUGCAAGAGUAAAUCAAAAUCCUCAACUAACUGUUCUACAAGUGAUUUUGCUUAAAGAACAUAAUCGUAUUGCUGAUGCAUUGUCCGAUAUAAAUAAACAUUGGGACGACGAAAAGAUUUACCUAAUAGCAAGGCGCAUUAAUAUAGCAAUUAAUCUAUAUAUUCAUUACUAUGAGUUCCUGCCAAUAUUGCUAGGUGAGGAAAAUAUGGUAAAGAAUAAACUUAUAUAUCCAAACGCAAAGGGUUAUGUUAAUGAUUACAAUCCAAAAGUAAACGCAGCAGUGCUCAAAGAGUUCGCGACAGCUGCCUUUAGAUAUUUCCAUACGUUGAUACGUGGUCAAUUAAGACUAUACACAGAGCAUCGAUUUCCAUACCAGUCUAUAAGAUUAAGUGACUGGAUGAACAAGCCAUCAAUACUUGAGAAAAAUAAUGGCUACGAUGGCUUAGCGAUAGGUUUAUCUUUUCAACCCCAAGAUAAAAGUGACCAAUACUUCGACCUUGAAGUUACUCAAUACUUAUUUAAGGGAAACCAAACUCUCGGUAUGGAUUUGAGGGCUAUUGAUAUUCAACGUGCUCGAGAUCAUGGUGUAGGCAACUACAUUGAUCUUCGAUCUUAUUGCGGUCUUUCAAUCCCAAAGACCUUCAACGAUCUGUGUGACUACAUGUCAAUAAAGAACGUACAAGCACUUAAAUCAAUAUAUAAAAGAGUAGAAGACAUUGAACUUACUGUAGGAGGAUCAUUGGAGAAACAUGUGCCUGGUACUCUAGUUGGGCCCACUUUUCUCUGCAUUUUACUUAGACAGUUUUACAUCACGCGCGUUGGUGACCGAUACUUUUAUGAAAAUGGAGAGGAUAAGGAAAUCGCUUUUACUCUCGAACAACUAGAAACGAUUCGUAAAGGAUCUUCAAUGGCGCGCUUAUUCUGUGAUAAUGGCAUUAACAUAAAGAAGAUGCAAAAAAAAGCCUUCGAAUUGGUGUCUCCAUGGAAUCCCAUUGUUCCAUGUGAUCAGCUGCCAUUUGUUAAUUUAACGCUUUGGAAAGACAUAAAAUAA
Messenger RNA from Parnassius mnemosyne (clouded apollo), 1770 nucleotides. Lineage: Eukaryota; Metazoa; Arthropoda; Insecta; Lepidoptera; Papilionidae. The record is from the annotation of a GenBank genome assembly.